Ictalurus furcatus (blue catfish) is the source of this 1313-nucleotide messenger RNA. RefSeq names its product V-set immunoregulatory receptor (gene vsir). NCBI's taxonomy places the organism in Eukaryota, Metazoa, Chordata, Actinopteri, Siluriformes, Ictaluridae. The record is from RefSeq and is a predicted model, not a curated record. Bases 223 to 1074 code for a protein of 283 amino acids. Gene Ontology annotation, biological process: positive regulation of regulatory T cell differentiation; regulation of immune response; negative regulation of CD4-positive, alpha-beta T cell proliferation. Gene Ontology annotation, cellular component: plasma membrane. The transcript is spliced from 7 exons.
AGAGGAGGGGAGAGAGAGAGAGAAAAGAGGAGCACACGAGACCAGUGUGUACAGUCAACAGCUCUGCGCAUAUUCCGCGCUCCUCGGGACGCGCUGUGCCAGAAAAAGCGCAAAAAAGUUUAUGUGUCAGAAACCCGACAGUUCCGGGUUAUUGCUUACACCCAAGAGCAGGAGGAGUAGUGUCAUUUAAGAAGUUGAAGGAAACGUGGAUCGACGGCAGAGAUGUUGUUUUCGGCUGUGUGGCUUUGCUUUCAUCUCGUCAUGGCUGUUGAAGUGAACACUGAAUACCACCCCCACUCGCUCAGUGUCUCGGUGCCCUACGUCUCCUACAUAUGUCCGGAAGGUGCCAACAUCACGAUGGUGUGUGAACAGUCUGGCGCUAUGGAGCAUACGGAGGACCGAAUAGCCAAGUUAUGGUUCUUCAAUUCACACAUGGACCAGCGGUGUCACAGUCACCUGCAAAAAACGGAUUUUGUGAAGUUCGAGUCCCAUAAGACGUCCUUCGCCGUCACGCUGCUGGGCGUGACACGGGCCAACCAGGGACGCUACUGCUGCAUGGUACUGGACUUCCUGCCGGAAGGCAAGCACAAGCCGUUGCAGGAGGCGCACAGCCACAUGAUGCUCACCGUCACGGCACGUCGCAACGACAGUCUGAAGUGCACAAAGCUGUCGCCGUCACCUCCACAAGGUACAUUGAAAGCAACCAAGAACAUGCCAUAUGGUACAGUGGCUGCAGGUCUGGCUACAGCUGCAUGCAUUAUGGGUAUUUUGUGUCUGCCCGUCUUACUGAUCCUGGUGUACCGCCAAAGACAAAGAACUCAGAGCAGCCGACGUGCACACGAGCUAGUUCGCAUGGACAGCGAGGCUCAAGGCCACGAGAACCCUGUAUACAUGGGCGGCUCUCCGGCGCCCCCAUCUCGCACCGUGGCUCAGAUCCUGACGCGCCAGUCGUCCGAAACGGGACGUCACCUUCUGUCCGACCCCGGCACCCCCUUCAGCCCAAACCCGCACGGAGAAGUGUUUUUCCCCGCGCACGAGCCCAUCCCGGAGUCCCCCGACUUCCAGCCGUUGUAGGAUGGAGAGACGCGUUCAUGUUCUCAGCGCCCCUGAAACGCCCUGCACUUUUCUUUCUCCGACGCAGUCCGUCCUGCCUGCUUUCUCUAUGACCAGGAGGACAAGGAGAGAACAAACCCCCAUCUUCUUCUUCCACACACACACACGCACACACGCACACACGCACACACACACUUUCCACCUGUAUCAACAGCCAGGGGCCAGGAGGAGCUCAUCUCACUUUGUGUUGCGUAGGGUGG